AUGUGCUCACUUGCGUUUUUACCGGCAAACUCACCUGACCGAGCCCCAUCGUCCACUCUUAACAAGGCCUCGCCUGACGUCAACCUCACGUUGGGUAACUUUGAUGAUAUACUCCAUGCUCUCACCAACGCCGACAGCCUACUGCCUGCAGUGAUGCACCCGUCACCAGACUCUACCAGCGAUGGCGCCAUCUCCGACGCCAGCAGAAGCAGCAGCAAGGACGAACCGACUGCCAGGCAAAUUACCGCACGACGUCGACUCUACCGGGAAAACCAAAAGCUUGGUCGCGGUGAAUUGCGGCGUCAGGUGGUCGAAUUAAGCGAAGAGCUCGCGCGACGCAAGCCGACACGAGCUGCCGAGAAGGCGCGACUCGAAGCGUCCUGCCCACCAGCUUUUUUCCUGUGGCAAUCAUGCGCUCUCCGCCAGCGUGAAGAACGGGAACCCGCUGAAGCCGAGCAGAGGCAACUCAUGGCUGCUAUCAACACUCAAGCUACCUACAUCGGCACUCUCAGCAGCAUCGCACAAAAGAGCCUUCGCGUUGACUUCCAAAUGCGGAAGAGGCGGCAUACUUUGACUAUUCAGGGCAACUACGCACGCUCGCAGGAAAUAUUUGCAGCGUGCAUCAUCAAUGAGCUAGAAACAGAUUCAACGGUGCGAUCGGAGCAAAGGCAUGAAUCCGAUGGAGAGCUGGAGUACUUCCAACGAGCGACCAAAGAGGUGCAGCCUUACUCACUCUACGACACUGGUUGCUCCCUUUGGGAUGUGACGGAUCACUAUCACGCUGCAAAAGACAAUUUCAGGCGUUACGAAGACGUCAAGGACCCCGAAAACACUUACGCCGCUACGUUUACCGACACCUUCAUACUGAGCACUGGCGAGGAGGUGGAAAUACUGGGGAGGCUGAUGAUCCGUCGCAUUUUUGAGGACGAACGCAUCGUCAUCACGUGGAAAUUAAUUUCGGAGGGUCAAGGGGGUUUCAGUGGGCUGCACCAGGACGAGACGGGUUGGUGCUGGUUAUACCCUUCGACGGAGACCAAUCAACCCGGUACCGUUCUGGCGUCGUGCAACCGACGUGCACCGCUGCACUUCUUGUCUGUGAACGAGGCUGUACGGCAUCAGUUUGAUAAGAUGCUGCGAAAAAACGACCGGAAAGCUUGGGCCAAAGUCGUGUCUUCACUGGAUAAGCUGGUGCUGGACAACGCGUUUGCCGGUGUCGAUAUUUAA
Phytophthora sojae is the source of this 1224-nucleotide messenger RNA. RefSeq lists its product as hypothetical. The coding region runs from base 1 to 1224 and encodes 407 amino acids. The transcript is spliced from 3 exons. The record is from RefSeq and is a predicted model, not a curated record. NCBI's taxonomy places the organism in Eukaryota, Oomycota, Peronosporomycetes, Peronosporales, Peronosporaceae.